UGAAUUUAGUUAACGUUCCUCCCGCUGGUCCCAAACGCUUAUCUCCGGGUGCUGACGAGCGCAUGGCAGUGCCUAAAGAAAAGAAGUGGAGGUGUAGCCCUGUUCACAGAGCAUGGCGAGGUGAGACUGGAAACACCGGGCCCUCGGGGAUGCCUUGCCCCCGUCGACCAGGUGUCAUGUUGAAGCGCUUUUGGCAUAUCGCGUACAGUAGAUAGAAAGCAAUCCCGGCAAGCCGACAAGUUUGUUCACUUAGUUAACCAGCUGCCUCGUUUCUCUGGUGACUAUUUUACAGCCGCACCGCAGACGACCCGAGACCAUGGCCGAGUACACGGGCGGCAGCGUAGAGGCUGACCACCUGUGCGUGCUUGUUCACGGGCUAUGGGGCAACCCAGACCACAUGCGGUCCGCCGCCAAAGCCCUGCGCGACCGGUUCCCGCCCGAGCAAGUCUACAUCCUCGUCGCGAAGCGCAACAGCGGCUACUUCACCUAUGAUGGCAUCGAGCUCGGCGGUGAGCGCGUCUGUCUCGAGAUCGAGGAGGAAUUGGAAAAGAUCCGGAGCGGGGGCGGGCACAUCAAGAAGCUGAGCGUUGUUGGCUACUCGCUCGGGGGGCUGGUGGCGAGAUACGCCAUUGGGCUGCUUUUCGCCCGGGGCGUGUUGGAUGAGCUCGAGUGCAUGAAUUUCACCGCCUUCGCGAGCCCAUUCCUCGGAGUCCGGACGCCGUUGAAGGGAUGGGCCAACCAAUUAUUCAACGUUCUGGGCGCAAGGACGCUGGCCAUGUCCGGCCGGCAGCUGUUCGGCAUCGACCGGUUCCGCGACACGGGCAAGCCCCUACUCGCCGUCCUCGCCGACCCCAACUCCAUCUUCAUGUCGGGCCUCGCCCGGUUCAAACGCCACACGCUCUACGCCAACAUCAUCAACGACCGUUCCGCCGUCUUCUACACCACCGGCAUCUCCAAGACCGACCCGUAUGCCGACCUGUCCAAGGUCACGGUGCACUACCUGCCCGGGUGGGAGGACGUGAUCCUGGACCCGGCGCGGCCGGUCUCGCCGGCCGCCCCCACCGCACCACCCACGUCGCUGCGGGCGACGCUCGAGACGUGGGCGAGGCGGGUGCCGCUCGUGGCGGCGCUCGCGCUGGUAAUCCCGCUCGGCGUGGUCGCCUUCCUGGUCAACAGCGCGAUCCAGACGGCGCGCUCGUCGCGGCGCGUGCGCCUGCACGAGCGCGGCCUCGCCGGCAUCCCCGUGCAGGACUUCCGCCGCGUCAGCCUGUGGAUCAAGGAGAUCCGCGAGGCGGUCGAGCACACGUACGAGAACCUCAACAGCGCGCAGCACCAGGCGUAUCUCGUCGAUGACGGCGAGGAGGAUGACAACGACGACGACGGGACUGCCACCACCAAUGGUGCGGUUGCCGCCAAGGCGAAUGGUGACGCGAGUGGUGGCCGUGGUAAGGGUAGUGGCGAGGACGACAACGGCGGUGACGACGGCAAGGCGCUGCUCGCGCUCGAGCGGAAGCAGUCGCGCCAGCAAGAAGGCGGGUUCCCGACGCUGGCGCUCGCGCCGUACCAGUUUGCGGCCAUCCAGGCGCUGGAGCGGCUCAACUGGAGGAAAUACCACGUCUGGAUUCACAAGGUCCGACAUAGCCAUGCCGCCAUCAUUGUGCGCUCGGAGAGGUCGGGGUUUGAUGAGGGGUGGCUGGUGCUACGGCACUGGGCGACAGAGGAGUUCUUGGUUUAGCAGCGGAUAGAGUUCAGCGGGGUGCUUUGGAUAUAAAUUUAGAAGAUACCUAUAUAAUGCGUGCCAUGGACGGCGUUGCGUGGAGGACCUGUUUGUCUCGCGGGGGUGGAUAUGCAGAGUAUUCAACGGGAUGUUGAUGCAUCUUGGCAAGCAAGUGGGUGUCAAUAUUCAACCCACUGUUGUCAGAGAAUCGAUACCGAUCGGCGAACUCUCAAAACGUUGCUUGCGCAUUUGUAGUCUUGGUGCAUACUAUUCGUUAUAUAUCCGUCUCGGUGUGUGAAGGAUUGGUCUGCUGUGUUGUUUAGUCCGACAAGUGAUAUGGAAGGAAUCAGGUUGUGG
Thermothielavioides terrestris NRRL 8126 is the source of this 2074-nucleotide messenger RNA. RefSeq lists its product as uncharacterized. The transcript has 3 exons. Bases 317 to 1735 code for a protein of 472 amino acids. The record is from RefSeq and is a predicted model, not a curated record. Gene Ontology annotation, molecular function: monoacylglycerol lipase activity. NCBI's taxonomy places the organism in Eukaryota, Fungi, Ascomycota, Sordariomycetes, Sordariales, Chaetomiaceae.